UAAAUUGCAAUUUUUCGAUGAGUUAUGAGGUGUGGCAUUAUUAUUGAUUUUGAUAGGGCUACAGCCUUAUGAAACCAGUUUCCUUAAUUAACAGGUUUCAGCUCUCUUAAUAUUCGCGUCGUUCAAUUUACGGAAGGGAAAGCUUAACCUUGAAUUGUGCUUUCUCUUGUACUGUUUGAGUGCUUAACUCUACGACAUUUUGUUCGUCUUCUUUCUUCAAAAUUCCUUCUUCCCUGUUUGGCUACUUUCAAAGUCCAAUAACUGCACCACAUAUUCGGGGACUGAGAUGACAGACAUGGUUGAAAAGAUUGUAGACUCCCGGGUGACUUGGGAAGGUUGCAGCGUGAUUUUGGAUAUUAACAAUGGCGACCGUAUUGUAUUUGCUCGCCUCAAUCCUUCUUCUACCUUGAAGAUUGGAAAGAAGGUCUGCUCUCUGAGCCCAUUGAUUGGGUGCCCUUUUGGUUCUUUAUUUCAACUCGAAUGUGGAGUGAAUGGGCCGUACCUUUCUCGUGUAUCUCGCUCUUUGACAGGUGCUUCUAAAAGUGAAGAUCAGAAUGAUUGCAAAACCAAGGAUAAUAGGGCAUUAGUUGACAGCAACACGGCCCAAACCCUUUCUGGUGAUGAUAUAGAUGUCAUGCGCAGGGAGGGGGCUACUGGUGAGCAAAUUAUUGAAGCUCUUAUAGCUAACAGCUCAACAUUUCAGACAAAAACGGCAUUCUCACAAGAGAAAUACAUACUUAGAAAACAAAAGAAAUAUGCUCCUACGGUACUUUUAAGACGCCCUUUUACUCGAAGUAUAUGUGAGGCAUACUUCAAGAAACUCCCUGCAAGAAUAGGGUUCUUGCGGAUGGAUACUAUAUCUCUUCUACUUUCAAUGGCAAAUGUUAGCAUCUCUUUGGAUGUACUUGUGGUGGAUAUGGUUGGAGGAAUUCUUACUGGUGCUGCGGCAGAACGCUUGGGAGGUACAGGAUAUGUGUGCAACACCCACUUAGGGACUAAGCAAUAUCCUAUGGAUAUAGUGGGGAUAUUUAAUUUUGACAAAGCAAUUUCAAGCAGGAUUGUACGGUCUUCUCUUUCUGACCUUCAUUUGGCUAAGAAAAGUUCUGAGGCUCAUAUAUCGAAUGAAAAUUUGCAUUCUAUGAAGCUAUUAGGUAAUGAUGGCCAUUCCUUGGAAUCAUCUAAUGGUCCCAUAUCCAUUGUGAAGGAGAGCUUAGUUCAAGAAGAAAAUUCUUCUCAUCAAUGUUCAUCAACUACCCUAAGUUCUGAGAGUGAACAAUCUACUUCCAUGGACUUGGACACAUGUUUUAAGAAGUGUUCAAACAGUGUGGAUGAGAACAAGGAUCCAUCUUCCCUGAAAGUUUCAAAAUCAUUAAAACCUGGCAGGCAAGCAUCAGAAGAAGAGAUCAAGUUAUGGAAAGAAAACGGAUUUACAAGCCUGAUAGUUGCUGCCCCAGAGCUGGAUCCCUGGAAUGCUAUUCAAGAACUUCUUCCCCUUCUAUCCUAUUCUGCACCAUUUGCCAUCUAUCAUCACUAUCUUCAGCCUCUUGCAAUAUGCAUGCACAAUUUACAGGUAAAGCAAAUGGCAAUUGGUUUGCAGAUUUCUGAACCCUGGCUACGGGAGUAUCAGGUCCUUCCAUCAAGAACACAUCCACAAAUGCAGAUGAACUCGUUUGGUGGUUACAUUCUAAGUGGAACUCGUGUAUUCAACAGUGAAUCAGAACAAGGGAGCACGUGAUGAGUCCCUUUAUUUAUCACCAUUCACCUAUUAUUUACCUAUAAUUUUUUAAUAAAAAUGUAUUAUUCAGUAAAUUAUUGCCCCCAAUGCGGUUUAGCCAUCUGAGUCAUCUCAACCAUCAAUUGGCUGUGCAAGAAUGUGAAGAUUACGAGAAGGUCCACAUGGGAUUUCUCAACCCCAAAGUAAUUGCCUUUGUUCAUUUUUGUGUUCCGGUAGGUCCUAAUGGGCCCAAAGUUUUGAUAGUUUGUAUUGUAGCAGUUCGAGCAUCAGUUGCAAUUGUUGAGCUUUUGUAAAUGAAAUUGGUUUUGGCAAUGGAUAGGACAUUUUUGGAUGCA
This is a messenger RNA of Amborella trichopoda, 2070 nucleotides long. RefSeq names its product eukaryotic initiation factor 3 gamma subunit family protein. Gene Ontology annotation, biological process: tRNA methylation. Gene Ontology annotation, cellular component: tRNA (m1A) methyltransferase complex; nucleus. The record is from RefSeq and is a predicted model, not a curated record. Lineage: Eukaryota; Viridiplantae; Streptophyta; Magnoliopsida; Amborellales; Amborellaceae.